Tinamus guttatus (white-throated tinamou) is the source of this 1050-nucleotide messenger RNA. Lineage: Eukaryota; Metazoa; Chordata; Aves; Tinamiformes; Tinamidae. The record is from RefSeq and is a predicted model, not a curated record.
AUGCCCAAAGACCCGCAGUGGCAUCGGAAAGGACAAGUGCGGCGUUUCCGUCGAGGAGGCCAGGACCCGGCGGCCCGGAUCCGCGCGCGUAACCCACGUCCGCCGCGUGUGUGUGCUCCCGCCCGCAGGAUGCGCAAGGACUGCCACGCGCCCCGCCACCAGCAGCCAGGUUAUGGAACAGGCUUUGUUCCCCCAGUGCUUUCAGGGCAGGUUAUUUAUCGUGGCUACGGGUGGCCUCCCGCGCGGCGCUGCAGCCCCUGCGCCUGGGGGGACCUCAGGAGGCUCUUGGCAGCGCUCUUACUUAAAUAUUUUCAUGUCUCUCUUAAAGGCAGGAGAAAACUCAGGAGUCAGUCUGUCCAGGCCCACACUGCUUUGCACCAAAGGCCUCCUGUUUCCAGUCACUCCGGGCCAAUUGCAGAAGGCCGCCAGCCCUUCCUGCAGACAUCGACGUCCGCCCAUGAGCUCGCGCAGAGGCUUCCCAGCAGCCGCCUGUCCCUGCACAACUCGGAAACGUCCGUGUUUUCUCAGUCUCCUGCGGUUGCUGCUGCCGGCCAGCUGACUGUGCAGGAGCAAGCUGCAGCCAUGCUCAGGUCCAGCCUGGCCUCCUCCACCAGCUCCACGCUCAGCCUGCUGUUCGGCAAGAGAAGCUUCUCGAGCGCUUUGGUGAUCUCUGGGCUCUCGGCUGCAGACGGAGGCAACACCAGCGACACGCAGUCAUCCAGCAGCGUCAACAUUGCCAUGGGGCCCUCGGCCAGAGCGGCGAGCCAGGCGGCUCGGGUGAGUACUGACCCGGAGCUCCCGGGCUCCGUGGGCGUCUGCACCCUGCUUCCUUUCUGGCCUCUCACUGCUCAGAGAAGAGUCACUCCUCCUCUGAAACGCUCUCAGGCUUCUGGUGCUUGUUCUGGAUUGGGCCUCAUGCCUGGUCACCAUUUCAACUCCCCGAGCCCUGCGGAGCCAGUGACGCUGCGGCCGCCCGGCAGGAGGGCCAGCCAGGAGGACAUGGCCCUGGACGACACGGCCUCCCAGCAGAGCCUCUCCGAAGAGCAGUGA